AUAUAAUGAUGCAACCUAUACCGAAAAUUGUACCAUACAUAUAAUAAUGGUGGAAGAAUUUAGGAUUUGGUCAAAUUUUGAUUUUGAUUAUGUAAGUUGGAUUAUUGUUUAUAAAUGGAUGUGGAUAUGAAAUAGAGAAUAAAUUGAUCUAGCAUAAUUUAUUAGUAUAUUAAGGAGAUUAUUGGAGAUUAUUAACUUCUUUAUUAUAUUCAAGUAAUGUUAGAUCUAUUGUAAUAGUUGAUUAUGUUCAAAUUUUAUAGAAUUGGUUAAUUUUUUAACUAAUAACAAAUAAUUAUGAAACAAUAGUAGGAAGUGCAUAUUUUAUAUUGGAUAUAUUUUUUAAGAAUUUUAUAUUAGAAUUGGUAUAUUUUUUGGUGAAUUAUGGAUUAUCAUGUUAUGAUGUAUAAUAAAUUUAUACAUACAGUUAUGGGUUAGGAGGAUUAACAAUGUAUUAUUUAUGUAGUAAGUAAGAAAAUAAUAAAUUUAUAAAGAUUAAUUGGAUCACCAUAUAAGAAGAUGAGUUUUUACUUUUUUUAAAUACAAAACAUUUAUUUAAUAUUGGUAAUACCAUUGAGUGUAUUUUAUUAUACAGAAGAUUGGAUAUAUAUAUUUGGAUUUCAGUUAGCAAUAUUUGAAUGGUUUUAUUUUGAUGGGAUGAUCCUAAGAUUGUCAAAUGUAUUGUUGUAAUAAUGAUAGAACUAUAUAGAGAAGAUAUCAUAUGUAUUUGGUGAAUUUAGACAGAAGGAUUGUUUUAAGAGGGCAAUUUAAAGUAUGAAAGAAGCUAAAUAAUAUGUUUAAUCAGAAUAAGAUUUUACUUAAUUAAGUGAAUAGGAUUUUGGAGGUAGAGGAAUAUUGAUAGGAAUGAGUGAGGAUGAAGAGAAACAAUCCAGAUUGUAUGACUAGAAUAGAUAUUAAUAAAUAUGA
This is a messenger RNA of Paramecium sonneborni, 924 nucleotides long. The record is from the annotation of a GenBank genome assembly. Lineage: Eukaryota; Ciliophora; Oligohymenophorea; Peniculida; Parameciidae.